Molecule: messenger RNA, 961 nt
Organism: Capsicum annuum
Lineage: Eukaryota; Viridiplantae; Streptophyta; Magnoliopsida; Solanales; Solanaceae
Exons: 2
Coding region: 120-860 (246 amino acids)
Source: RefSeq, a predicted model, not a curated record
UACCUAAAAUAAAGAGUGGAGAGAAGGCCGCGGACAGAGGAGAGGCUACUACAAAUUGCACAGCAGUAUCAGAAAACCCUAUUCCUCUUUAUUCAUAAUUCUUCUUGUUGGUCCUCAACAUGGUUAAAGGAAAGGAGCAAACCACAAGUAGUACUGCAACAGAGAUGAAGGCAAUGCACAAGCAAAUCCAGAAAAGCAAAUCGGAGGAGGAGAAUAUGAAGGGGAGCAAAAACACUUUGACCGCAAGCGGACCUAAUGAGAAGCGAGCAGAAGGUCUCUGUUUAUUUUGUUAUGAUAAGAAGUUUGGUCAUGGUGGCAAAUGCAGUACAAAGGAGCAAGUUUCUACCGUCGAAGUUAAGUAUGAAGAUAAGUAUGUUGUCGACGUUCCGGCUGUAGAUGUUGGGACUCCAUACAUGGCUAUAUCAUUGGAUGCUGUAGUAGAAUAUUCUGAGCCAUAUAAAGGUCCCAAUGGCUGUGUGACUGGGUACCAUGGGAAGCAACCCUUGAGUAUCCUAAUCGGCAUAGGGGGAACUACGCACAAUUUUAUUGAUGAAACCUUAGCUGAUAAGCUAGGUUGUGAAACAUUUCCAAUCAAUCCCCGAACUGUUAGCUAUGCAAUUGGGACAAGGGUGACAUCCAGAGCAUGCAAAAACUUUCAGUUGACACUGCAAGGCACCGUGUUUAGUCUGGAUUUGUAUCUACUGCCAAUGUCGUCAAAUUGUGACAUGGUAUUUGGAGGUCAAUGGGAAAGGAUGCUUGACAGAUAUACUUAUGGCCGUAAGGGUGUGGAGUUUUACGUCCAAGGUAGGAAACAUGUUUUGCCUUUCAACAAAUUAGGUGAUGAAAUCAGCAAGCCCUGAUAGUCUUGACAAAUUGGAUGGAAGUACUGACGCCUCAAAUUUCAGAAUGUUUUAUCUUUUUCCUAAAGGGGGCUUUUUAGGCUUGAUCAUCUCUCCCUACC